Cladocopium goreaui is the source of this 768-nucleotide messenger RNA. The record is from the annotation of a GenBank genome assembly. NCBI's taxonomy places the organism in Eukaryota, Dinophyceae, Suessiales, Symbiodiniaceae.
AUGCAGGUGGCAAUCGUCACCGGUGGCUCGCGGGGCAUCGGCCGCGCGAUUGCUGAAGAACUGGCCCGAAGCGGCUUUCAAGUGGUGGUGAAUUACGCCACUCGGGGUGAUGCCGCGGAAGAAGUCGUGGCGGGCAUCAAGAAUGAUGGCGGGGCGGCGAUCGCCGUCGGUGGCGACAUAGGCAACCGUGACGAUCGCAGCAAAAUCGUCGACGCCACGCUUGAAAAGCUUGGUCGCAUCGAUGUUCUGGUGAAUAACGCCGGCAUUACGUCGCAGGGCCGACACGAUUUAUUGGAAGCAACAGAAGAUAGCUGGGACCGUGUCUUCGACACGAACCUCAAAGGUCCCUUUUUCCUGUCCCAACGGGUUGUCCAGGAAAUGGUCAAGCAAAUCGCGGCCGGGACCAUUUCAGGUGGAAAGCUCAUCAACAUCUCCUCGAUCUCAGCCUACGCUGUAAGCACGAAUCGAGCCGACUACUGCAUGACCAAAGCCGCGCUGGAGAUGAUGACAAAGCUAUUCGCGGUACGGCUUGCCGAAGAGAAGAUUGGCGUGUUCGAGAUUUGUCCCGGUAUUAUCGAAAGCGACAUGACCGCGCCGGUGCGAGAGAAGUACGAUCAGAGAAUCCAAGACGGUCUAUAUCCCAUCCGCCGCUGGGGAAAGACCCAAGAUGUUGCCCUGGCUGUACGGGCCAUCGUCGAAGAUGCCUUUCCCUUCAGCACCGGGGAACGCAUCAACGUCGAUGGUGGGUUUCAUAUUCGCACGCUGUAG